Mauremys mutica (yellowpond turtle) is the source of this 1727-nucleotide messenger RNA. RefSeq names its product E3 ubiquitin-protein ligase TRIM39-like. Gene Ontology annotation, molecular function: zinc ion binding; protein binding. The transcript has 7 exons. Bases 8 to 1522 code for a protein of 504 amino acids. The record is from RefSeq and is a predicted model, not a curated record. Lineage: Eukaryota; Metazoa; Chordata; Testudines; Geoemydidae.
CCAUGGCAUGGCUGCGGCUCAGGACGCCCUGGAAGGUCUCCGGGCUCAAUGUAUUUGCUCGCUCUGCGGGGAUUAUUUAAACAACCCGGUGAUCAUCCACUGCGGGCACAACUUCUGCCGGGGCUGCAUCACGCGGUGCUGGGAGCAAUUCCGGGACCGCUUCCCCUGCCCGCUGUGCCGGGCGGAGAGUCCCGAGAUCCGGCUGCGGCCCAACCGGCAGCUGAGGAACGCGGCGGAUUUAUUAAUCGAGCAGCGGAGUGUCCAGCCGCGGGGAAGCUGGGCAGGUGACAGGGUGUGUGAGCUGCACGGGGAGCGUUUGAACCUGUUUUGUGUAGAGGAUCACACGCCGAUCUGCGUGAUUUGCAGAGCGUCCCAGGCGCACGGGUCUCACCCCGCGGUGCCCAUCGAGGAGGCAUCGCAGGGUUUCCAGGAACAAAUUCAGAGACAUUUGGAGAGUUUGAAAAAAGAGAGAGACGAGAUUCUGUCGUGUAAAUCGAGUGGGGAAAAUACAAGCCAGGAACUACUGAAACAGCUCGAAACUGGGAGGCAAAAGAUUGUGGCUGAAUUUCAGCAACUGCGCCAGUUUCUGGAGGAACAAGAGCGACUCCUGCUGACCCAGCUGGAAGAGCUGAAUAAGGAAAUCGAAAAGAUGGGGGCUGAGUAUGUUGCCAAACUAUCUGAGGAACUGUCCUCUUUCAGUUCCCUGAUCAGUGAGAUGGAGGAGAAGCGCCAGCAGCCAGCGAGUGAAUUCCUGCAGGACAUCAAAGGCACCUUGAGCAGAUGCGAGAGGGAGAAGUUUCAGAACCCAGAGGCCUUUUCUUCUGAACUGAAAUGGAGAAUCUGGGAAUCUUCUCAAAGAAACGCAUCUCUGGGGACCAUAGUGAAGAAAUUCAAAGACUCACUCUCGUCUAGACAGUGGUCGGACAAAGCGAAUGUGACUCUGGAUCCAGACACGGCCCAUCCUGCACUCAUCCUGUCUGCGGAUCGGAGAAGUGUGAGCUGGGGAGUCACACGGCAGGACCUGCCCAACAACCCUGAGAGAUUUGAUAAUUGGACCUGUGUGCUGGGCUGUGAGGGAUUCACCUCGGGCCGACACUACUGGGAGGUGGAGGGGUGGGGACUCUGUGUUGUGGGGGUGGCCAGAGAGUCUGUGAGCAGGAAGGGACGGAUCAGCCCUAACCCUGAGCAGGGGAUCUGGGCUGUGUGGUGCAGUGAGGAUCAGUGCGUGGCUGACACGUCCCCUGAGCAGGGGGUCUGGGCUGUGCAGUGCAGUGAGGAUCGGUGCUGGGGUCUCACAUCCCCUGGGCAGAGCAUCCGCUUCCCCCCGAGCCAGGCGCCCCGCAGGAUCCGGGUGUAUCUGGACUAUGAACAGGGGCAGGUGGCGUGUUUCGAUGCCGGUACCGGGGACCCGAUCGUCACUUUCCCGCCGGCCUCUUUCGCCGGGGAGAGAAUCCGCCCGAUCUUCGGGGUUAGGGCUGGUGUGCGGCCUGGUUCUAGUGCGCGGCUCAGACUGUGUCCCUGAGGUGCCCUGUCUGUGCCCAUGAAACAGGCUCCUUUAGCCCCCACCCCCUGAUCUCUAUGACCCGGAGGACUCAGCCGCACACCCCCCCCCAGGGCUGAAGGGGGGUGACGCUCUCCCCGUAGCUCUAUGGCUGUGGAGGUCAGUGUGAGGCUCUAGGCUGGUUCUCUGUGCUCCUGGGAGGCCAACGCUGUGUGGAGUGGGGGGG